Anarrhichthys ocellatus (wolf-eel) is the source of this 2635-nucleotide messenger RNA. RefSeq names its product cytosolic phospholipase A2 beta-like. Gene Ontology annotation, cellular component: cytosol; nucleoplasm; nuclear envelope. The transcript is spliced from 14 exons. Gene Ontology annotation, molecular function: calcium-dependent phospholipid binding; calcium ion binding. The record is from RefSeq and is a predicted model, not a curated record. Gene Ontology annotation, biological process: glycerophospholipid catabolic process. The coding region runs from base 109 to 1863 and encodes 584 amino acids. NCBI's taxonomy places the organism in Eukaryota, Metazoa, Chordata, Actinopteri, Perciformes, Anarhichadidae.
CCCAUUUGUGUCUCUGUGCUCCUUUGUCUGCCAAUAUAUGACUGGAUCCUGAGCAAACAUCGAUUGAGGAAGAAGCUUAACACUGACGGUUAUUUCCACCACCCAAACAUGCAGACUGGAAAUACAAGUUUUUCAGUCACAGUGAUUUGCUUCUGGCUUUGUAUUGCAGUAGCCCGAGCAAAAGCAAUGGACAACAUGGAGGGGAAUACAGCCACUUCUGAGAAACCCAUCCGUAGGUCCAUAUCUCUGUGUACUGGUGAACAGGAGUAUGUUCACAAGAGGAAACAAGUAGUUCUGGAGUCACUUAUUAGCCUGGGAAUCAACUGUACUGCAGAUUCGGUUCCCCACAUCACUCUGUUGGCAUCUGGUGGGGGUCAGAGGGCAGCUGUGGGUCUGGUGGGUUCCCUCUAUCAGAUGGAAAAGGAAGGUCUGCUGGACAGUUUGCUCUACCUGGGAGGAGUUUCUGGGUCAACAUGGUCCAUGUCCUCCAUCUACAGUGACCCACAGUGGAGCAGCAGCAUGGACACAGCCGUGUCCAGGCUGUCAGGUCCUGGGGUUGAGCUGGAGGCAGCUAUGGCCUGGUUGGGUGAGAGGGCAAAUGAAGAGCACUUCUGUCUCACUGAUAUCUGGGGGGUCUUGACCUCUGCUGGGAUCAUGAAACAGAUGGACCUACGGCAUCUUUCAGAUGAGGCCAGCAGAAAUGUCACCAACCCUUACCCCAUCUACGGUGCCAUAGAGAAGCACUGCUUCUCAUCUGGUCCUAUAGAAGGAAAAUGGUUCGAGGUGAGCCCUCACGAGGCUGGUUUCACAGAGUUGGGUUUCUUCAUCGAAACGUCUCUCCUGGGCAGCAAAUUCGAGAGUGGAGAGCUUUUGGAGCAAAUGCCGGAGAUGGAUAUGGUCAAACUACAAGGUGUUCUAGGUAGUGCGUUGGCUGAUGAGGAGACAAUCAGAGAGUUCAUCCCUCCCUGGCUGAAUGUGUCUGGACAGAUGGACGGUGCUGCUGAAGAGUACCUGCGUGUAUACAAUGCCCUUGAUAAACUAGUUGCCCUUACCAGAAGCACCAUUAAGGAUCCUACUGCUCUGUCUGACCUCGACAAGCUGCAGAAAAUACUAGAAGACAAGGUCAAACAUAAUAAGUCCGCGUGGCUGGAGCCAAAAAGUUCGGAGGAAAGAAAAAGUCUUUCUCAGCAGUGGAUUAUGGAGCUGCUGGCGGCAGUAGAGACCUGGAGCGAGAGUCUGGAGGAUGGAGCUUUCAAAACACAUGUCUCUCUACUUACGAAGAAGGUCCUUCCCAAAAUUAUGACAUGGGAGUGGGGAACAACCAGAAAUUUCCUCUACCAAUACCAAGAUUCAAUGGUUCCAACUUGCCUUCGCUCUCAAGAAAGAUUCCAGCUGGUAGACGCUGGGCUGCUGAUAAACGUAGCUUACCCUUCAUUUCUGGGAGAAAAGAGGGACAUUGACCUCAUCAUUGCACCAGAGUACAGCGCUGGAAACAUGUUUGAGACACUGACUCUUGCCAGAGAUUAUGCAGCUGAGGUGAAGAAGCCUUUCCCAGACAUAGACGACAAAAUCCUUGAGGAGAGAGACUGGCCAAAGGACUGCUACGUGUUUGAGGGAAAAGAGAACGAGCCCUCGAUCAUUUACAUGCCACUCUAUAACAGAAGAAACUGCAAAGAUGCAGAGGAGGUCAAAGCGAAGAUGGAGGAGUUCUCCACCUUCCAGCGUCCCUUCAGCCAGGAGAAGAUUGAGUUUGUGUUGGAGACGGCUAAAGCCAACAUAAAGAACAACAAGGAAACUCUGCUGGCGGAGAUUCACAAGGCUGUUCUCCACCGUCGCAACAAGAGGAAGUCUGUGCUGCGCUAGAUCUCUGAUUUCAUCAUGAUAACUCUGUGCCUGAGGAGGCAGAGAGAACACAGCAUAACACAACCAAUACGUAAUCAUGUAAUGUAACAGCAUAUAAUCAUAUAUUUUUAAUGUACUGUUUGUAAGUUAUGUUUCCAAAAGUAUAUGGAUACUACUUUUAUCAUAGCUCUUCGUUUCAAAGAGGAGAUAUCUUGCUGUAGCAAUAAUUGACAACAAUUUGAAGACCAUGUGCUGUUUCAACAUGAUGAUGACCCCCUGCACAAAACCAGGGGCCUGUACCACAAAGCAGGAUUUGACGGUAGCGAGGUAACUUCAGGGUUAACUCCGGGUUUUCAGUUCCACGACGGAGGUUCACUGAUUACCAGGGUAGAUCACCAUGGUUACAUACACUGAACACCUAACUUGCUCCGGAGUAGGAAAGUUGGAGAUAAGGGAUCAACUGGUAAACAAAUACCGCCUACUGACCAACCAAAACUCGCUACGUAGAUAUCAGAAUUAAUGUUACACAAAUACAAAGAAGUUUAAGUCAUAAUCCAGACUAAAAGCAACACAGUUUAAACAGACGCAUGCAAAAAAAGACGGCUGUCAAUAAAUCGCUGACUGUGUGAAUGUGUAAAUUAACAGAUUUGUAAUAUCACUGUCUCAUCUAGAGCCCGAUAGAUCUGACUAUAAUUCGAAAUUUCGAAAUUUAUUAGAGUUGUCAUAUACAUAUACACAAAAUUUUACUUCUGCAUUUAACCCAUCCCUAGCUUAUUGGGAGCAGUGGGCUGCU